This is a messenger RNA of Vicia villosa (hairy vetch), 909 nucleotides long. RefSeq lists its product as uncharacterized. The coding region runs from base 1 to 909 and encodes 302 amino acids. The record is from RefSeq and is a predicted model, not a curated record. The transcript is spliced from 3 exons. Lineage: Eukaryota; Viridiplantae; Streptophyta; Magnoliopsida; Fabales; Fabaceae.
AUGUCUAAGGCGUAUGAUCGGUUGGAAUGGGGUUUUAUUUCCAAAGUUCUCUCCUCAAUGGGUUUUCCUGAAAAGUUCGUGAAUCUGAUUGCUCAGUGUUUGCUUAAGAAAGGAGUGGCGGACAAGAAGAUUCAUGGAGUUAAGAUUGCCAGAAAUGCUCCAGUGAUAUCACACUUGUUCUUUGCAAAUGACUGCCUCCUCUUUGCUAGAGCCAACACCAGCGAGGCAAGGAAAAUCCUGGACAUCCUGCACCAAUACCAGUCAGCUUUGGGACAAAUCGUUAACUUUGAGAAGUCGGAGGCAUCCUUCAACUCCAAUGUCAAACUUGAAGAUAAAGUCAAUAUCCAGAACAUGAUGGGAGUCAACACAGUUCAGAGGCACACGAAGUAUUUGGGGAUCCCGAUUAUUUUUUGUAGAUCAAAGAAAGACAUCUUCAAGUUAGUGGUGGAUAGAGUGCAGAAAAAAGUGAAAGGGUGGAAGGAAAAAGCCUUGUCAAAAGCUGAAAAAGAGGUCCUCAUUAAAGUCGUGACCCAAGCAAUCCCAAACUACAUCAUGGGAUGCUACAAAAUACCAGAAUCUGUUUGUCAAGAGAUUGAGAGCAUUGUGGCUAAAUUCUGGUGGGGAAGCAAGGAGGGUGAUCAGAAGAUUCAUUGGAUGCGAUUGGAGAGAAUGGCUAAAUCAAAGAAAGAGGAAGGAUCAUUGUUUGAAAGAGUGUUCAAGAGCAGAUACUACCCCAACCGGUCCAUCCAGGAGAGUAAAUUAGGAUUUAAUCCUAGUUAUGCUUGGAGAAGCAUAUUGUCAUCAAGGGAGUUAGUCUUAAGUGGCACAAGGUGGUGUAUUGGUAAUGGCGACAAGGUGGUAGCAAAGAAAGACAAUUGGAUCCCUACGGUGGUGUAUUGGGGAAAAUGA